AUGUUUGUUUCCCGGGCAGCUGGCAGGUGUUUUCCCUUUUUCAAACUACUUAGGGAAAAUCAAAGCUUUAACUGGAACAAAGAAUGCAACUUAGCUUUCCAGGAGCUCAAGCAAACGUUAUCAACACCUCCAGUCCUUACCAAACCCGAACCCGGUGAAACGUUGCUAUUAUACUUGGUCGUUUCUCAGAAUGCAGUAAGCGGGGUCAUGGUGAAGGAGAAAAGAAGAGUUCAGCAGCCUGUCUAUUAUAUAAGUAAAGUAUUCCUUAAUGCAGAGACACGAUACACAAUCGCCCUCGCUUUGGUAAUAGCUGCCAGAAAAUUACGAUCGUACUUUCAGUCACAGCCAAUUGUUGUGCUCACUAACCAACCUCUUAGACACAUACUCCAGAAGCCGGACGUCUUAGGAAGACUAUUGAAAUGGGUAAUUGAACUUGGCAAAUUUGACAUAGAGUUCAAGCCACGACCUGCAAUCAAAGCUCAAGCUUUGGUUGACUUCAUAGCAGAACUCUCUCCGAAGAACUCGGCAACACAGGAUAACAACCCGAGCACGACCUUGAAAAUAUGGGAGAGAUUUGAAUUUGAGGCCACCAACAAUGAAGUAGAGUAUGAAGCCGUUAUCAUAACCUCGGAACUUGCAAAAAGCCUCGAGUUGGAGCAUGUCAAAGUUUUUAGUGUCUCACGGCUAGUGGUCAGGCAAAUCGAGGGGUCUUUCGAAAGAAAAGACGAGAAGGUGGCCAGGGCUGAUAACGUCAAAGCUGAUGCAUUAUCUAGACUCGCCUUUAAGGGUGUGGAUGGGCUCGAUAAAAGCGUAUACAUCAAGAGAAUUGCAGAACCCAGCAUAGCUCAAAAGCCAAGUGUCAUGGACAUCGACCAUGAGCCAUCCUGGACGGACCCAAUAGUUGAUUACAUAAGUAAUGGUAGCCUACCUGCAGACCCUCGGCUUGCUAGAAGCAUUCGGUAUAGAGCUGCUAGCUAUUGUCUAAUCGAAGGAGUCCUGUUCCGCAGAAGCUUUACACUCUCUUAUCUAAGAUGUCUCAAACCGUUUGAGUCUCUGCAAGCCUUGACUGAAGUUCAUGAAGGCAUUUGUAGAAAUCACCAAGGAGGCCGAGCUCUUACAUAUAAGUUGAUAAGGUAUGGGUACUACUGGCCAAGUUUAAAGAAAGAUGCUCAGGAUUACGUCCGAAAUGGGCUUGUCGAAGUAACCAAUCGGAUCAUACUACAAGACCUUCGAACAAGAAUAGGGGAUGCCAAAGGUGACUGGCCAGAUGAACUACCUUCUAUACUGUGGGCAUAUAGAACUUCACACAAGACAGCAACUAGUGAGACGCCCUUCAUGCUCGCCUUCAGACUUAAGGCUAACAUCCCAAUCGAGGUCAGCCUCCCCACAAUGAGGAAGCUCGAGAUAAAUAGGGAGAGACAAACUAUUGAGCACCUUGACUUGCUUGAAGAGGUAAGAGAGCAAGCCUCACUUAGAGCUGCAAGUUAUCAGUACAGAAUGGCGAAACACUUUAACAAUAAGGUCCAGACGAGAAGGUUCAGAGCUGGUGAUAUUGUUCUUAGAAAAGCAGAAGCUGCCGGACACCAACCAGGAAAGCUCGGACUAACAUGGGAAGGACCAUUCGAGGUCACAAGAAAACUAAAAGUUGUAGGAGCCUAUAGCCUUAGAGACACAUCGGGGAAGCCAUUCCCGAGGCCAUGGAACGCCGAUAAUUUGAAAAUUUAUUACAAGUAA
Olea europaea var. sylvestris is the source of this 1734-nucleotide messenger RNA. RefSeq lists its product as uncharacterized. The coding region runs from base 1 to 1734 and encodes 577 amino acids. The transcript has 4 exons. Gene Ontology annotation, molecular function: nucleic acid binding. The record is from RefSeq and is a predicted model, not a curated record. NCBI's taxonomy places the organism in Eukaryota, Viridiplantae, Streptophyta, Magnoliopsida, Lamiales, Oleaceae.